Messenger RNA from Penicillium waksmanii, 969 nucleotides. Its product is annotated as SDR family oxidoreductase. NCBI's taxonomy places the organism in Eukaryota, Fungi, Ascomycota, Eurotiomycetes, Eurotiales, Aspergillaceae. The coding region runs from base 1 to 969 and encodes 322 amino acids. The transcript has a single exon. The record is from RefSeq and is a predicted model, not a curated record.
AUGUCGAUUCUCAUCACUGGCGCAGGCGGCUACGUUGGCCAGGAAUUGGCAGCAAGCCUUCUUGCUAGCACUCCAUCUUCCACGACGGUGACCAUCACUGAUGUCGUUGAGCCCGAGGUUCCAGAGGCAGCUAAGGAGCAUGCCAGCCGACUGACUUGUGUUCGUGCCGAUUUAACCUCGCCGAAGGAGGUCGAUGAGUUGAUCAGCGCCUCUCGCAAAUACGAGACUGUAUACCUCUUGCACGGUAUCAUGUCCAGUGGCGCUGAGGCCAACUUCGAGCUCGGCAUCAAAGUCAAUCUCGACUCUUCACGAUACAUCCUAGACCGACUACGCAUAACCCAGCCUGGAGUGAAGGUAGUCUUUACCUCCUCACUGGCAGUCUACGGCCCAGCACCGCCCGGUUUCCUGAUCAACGAGAAUAACUUCCCACCGGUGCCUUCCUCUUCCUACGGAUCGCAGAAGCUCAUUAUCGAGACCCUCGUGACCGACUACUCGCGACGUGGGUUCAUCGACGGACGUAGCGUGCGGCUACCCACAGUAACUGUCCGAGCCGGCAAGCCUACUCAGGCUGCAAGCAGUUUCGCCAGUGACAUUAUUCGCGAGCCCUUCCACGGCAAGAAGGCCAUCCUACCCGUGGGUAAAGAGACCGAGAUGUGGAUUUGCUCGCCACAUACCAUUAUCAAGAACUUGAUGCAUGCGCGCACCGUUCCCAAGGAUGCCUUUGGCGAGUCGCGUUCCGUGAAUCUGCCCGGUUUGAAGGUCAGUGUGCAGGAUAUGUUGGAUGCAUUGGAGCAGGUCGGUGGUAAGGAGCGACGGGCGUUGGUCGAGGAGAAAUACGAUGCUGCCACGGAUAAAAUCGUGCAGUCUUGGACACCUCAAUUUUCGAAUGAGCGGGCUUAUAAGCUUGGAUUUUCUGCAGAUGUUUCCAUGUUAGAAAAUAUCCAGCAGUUUGCGAGUAAAUUUGUAUGA